AUGGCGCCGCUGAUCGACGAUGUCACCGCCGAGAUACUCCUCCGCCUCCCGCCGGACGAGCCGGAGCACCUCUUCCGCCCGGCCCUCGUCUGCAAGCCGUGGCUCCGCAUCCUCUGCGACCCCGGCUUCCUCCGCCGUUACCGCGCCUUCCACGGCGCCCCUCCCCUCCUCGGCCUCCUCCACAGGCUCAGAGUGAUCGACGGGGACGCGCCCGCCCGCUUCGCCUCCACCACCUCCGUGCCGGACUUCCCCCACCCGAGCUCCGACGGCCGCCGCACGCGCCCCCUCGACUGCCGCCACGGCCGCGUCCUCGUCCGCAUGCUGGAGCACGAUGACAUGGACUACCUCGUCUGGGACCCCAUCACGGGCGACCGCCACGCCGUCCCCGCCCCGGACAUCGAGUGGCUCAUCGAGUCCGCGGCAGUGCUCUGCGCCGCCGAGGGCUGCGACCACCUCGACUGCCACGGCGGCCCCUUCCGCGUGCUCUUCGCCGCCACCCACGACUACGAGGACACCAUAUGCGCGAGCGUCUACUCGUCGGAGACAGGGGCAUGGACCGAGCCGGUGUGUCUCGACAACAGUUGUGAAACCUUUGCAAAGCACAUGCGAGAGGGAGAAGCAUAUAGACGCUGCUAUACACCCUAUCUCCACCCUAAGCGAGGCACCCUUGUCGGAGAUGCAGUCUACUUCACAGUUCGGCUGGGUAAUGCAAUCGUCAAGUAUGACUUGGGCAAGAACAGCUUAUCCAUGAUUGACCCGCCGCCGCACACCAUGUAUUACAUUGCCCUCAUGGCGAUGGAGGAGAACAGUUCACUUGGCUUUGCCUACAUUAAGGAUUCCAGCCUCUAUAUGUGGUCAAGGAAGAUGGAUAUGGAAGGACCUGCGGAAUGGGUGCAAUACAGGGUCAUCGAACUGGAGAAAACGGUACCUGUUGCCAAACAAGAUGAGAAACCAUUUGUUGUUGGGUCUGCAGAGGGUGUGAGUGCCAUCUUUGUUUGCACAGGUGCUGGCUUAUUUAUGAUCAAGCUCAGCUCUGGGCAGCUUAAGAAGGUUGAUGAGCCUGGGGUCUACUUUAGCGUCCUACCCUACAUGAGCUUCUACACUCCAGAUCGUGGCAGAAUGUUGUCAAUCGCUGGCGAGGACAAACUGAUCUCUUAAGUGUGGCGUGCGCAUUAGUGUUACAUUGCAUAGUGGACAAAAUCCAUCAUCUGAAGUCUGCUGAUGUUGCCUUUUCGAAGAUACAACUAUCAAGCUGGUCGUCGAGCAGUUUAAGCAUGGAGGUUGCAAGUCCAUUGUGGUUGUUCUUGUUCAAUUCAUCCUGAUCAUGUGGCCAGAAAAGGUUAUUUCAGUUUAGUAUACUACCAUCAAGCUGGUCAUAUUUUGUUGAGCAGUUUAAACAGGGCGGUUGCAAGUCAAUUGUGGUUGUUCUUGUUCAAUUCAUCCUGAUCAUGUGGCCAGAAAAUAUUAUUCAGUUUAGUAUGUUUGCCUCUUAUCUGUUGAGUAGCUUAAGUAGGAAUGGUCCAAGAAUGGGAGUGUUAUGCUGUCGUAAGAAGCAGCUAUGUGACUUGUGGGUAAAA
Molecule: messenger RNA, 1577 nt
Organism: Triticum dicoccoides
Lineage: Eukaryota; Viridiplantae; Streptophyta; Magnoliopsida; Poales; Poaceae
Exons: 2
Coding region: 1-1158 (385 amino acids)
Molecular function (GO): protein binding
Source: RefSeq, a predicted model, not a curated record